GAUCAAACAGUCUUUUUUUGAGACGCAACACCGAAGCCUUCAAUCUCACAAACAUAUUCAUUGCUUGCGUCCACGGAUCAAUUCCUGCAUUUCAAUCCUCUUCUUUGGUUGCUUCCUUCCCUGUUCCCAUCCCCUUCAGGAACAGAACCAGUAAAAAAGGGAUUCUUACUGCCUCGUGACGAUUGUUGGGUUCUGGUUAUUGAAUUCCCAAAUCUGCUCAAGCUUCUCUCUGCUACUCAGAUAUCCCUCAGCGCCUCGCUUGGAAACAUGGAGAGGGUUAUCUCAGCUCAGGGCCUCCUUUCGCUGCCUCCCGCACCGCAAGCUCGCACCUUCCGCCGCCGACUCCCCUUCGCCGCCGCCCGUUUCGCCUCCCCGGUCCUCGGCUUUAACUCGAAGGAGCGAUCUCCAUCGCUCCCGAGGCUGAGAGCUGCCUUCGACCCCCAAAGACUGCUCCUUUCGUCUCCGCUUUAUGGGAAACAGAAGAAAGGUCCGGUUUUUAGCGCCGGAGCUGCGGUUCCCACCGGCGGCGCCGGGUUCGUGGAGGGCGAGGCGGAGAAGCCUAAGUUGUUGGGGGUCGAAAUUGCGACCCUUAAGAAGAUAGUUCCUUUGGGGAUCAUGUUCUUCUGUAUUCUUUUCAACUACACCAUUCUCAGGGACACCAAGGACGUGCUCGUGGUGACGGCCAAGGGGAGCAGCGCCGAGAUCAUACCUUUCCUGAAGACCUGGGUGAACCUGCCGAUGGCGAUCGGGUUCAUGCUUCUGUACACUAAGCUGUCGAACGUGCUGUCCAAGGAGGCAUUGUUCUACACCGUGAUCUUCCCCUUCAUUGCCUUUUUUGGAGCAUUUGCCUUCUUGCUGUACCCUAUGCGAGAUGCCAUCCAUCCCACGGCGCUAGCAGAUCGGCUGCUGGCGGCGCUCGGCCCGAGCUUCCUGGGCCCCGUUGCGAUUUUGAGGAUUUGGAGCUUCUGCCUUUUCUACGUCAUGGCCGAGCUGUGGGGCAGUGUCGUCAUCUCGGUCCUCUUCUGGGGGUUUGCCAAUCAGAUUACUACUGUCGAGGAAGCCAAAGAAUUCUACCCAUUGUUUGGACUUGGAGCUAAUAUCGCCCUCAUCUUCUCCGGGAGGACGGUAAAGUACUUCUCUAAUCUACGUAAGAAUUUGGGGCCAGGAGUUGAUGGCUGGGCAAUUUCGCUGAAAGGAAUGAUGAGCAUCGUAGUCCUUCUUGGGUUUGUAAUAUCUGGAAUCUAUUGGGGUGCCAACAAAUUCAUCGUGAACGACCCAUCGCUUCCAAGAUCAAACCGCAAGAAGAAGGAAAAGCCAAAGCUAGGGAUGAACGAGAGCCUCAAGGUUUUGCUGUCCUCUAGAUAUGUGAGGGAUCUUGCCACUUUAGUGGUCGCAUACGGUAUCAGUAUUAACCUGGUAGAAGUCACAUGGAAAUCGAAGCUCAAGGCACAGUUUCCUAGUCCAAAUGAGUAUUCAUCUUUCAUGGGUGAUUUCUCAACCGCUACUGGUAUUGCAACAUUUACAAUGAUGCUGCUAGGGCGGUGGAUUCUCCGAAAAUUCGGUUGGGGGGUGGCAGCCAUGGUUACUCCCACAGUUCUGCUUCUCACCGGAGUCGGGUUCUUCUCACUAAUCUUGUUCGGUGAGCCUCUGGCUCCCCUCUUGGGAAGUAUUGGGCUGACUCCUCUGCUUGCCGCUGUUUACGUGGGCGCAUUACAGAAUAUUUUCAGCAAGAGUGCCAAAUACAGCUUGUUUGAUCCUUGCAAAGAAAUGGCUUACAUUCCUUUGGACGAAGAGAUGAAGGUUAAAGGGAAGGCCGCAAUCGACGUCGUCUGCAACCCCUUGGGAAAGUCGGGAGGCGCCCUGAUCCAGCAAUUCAUGAUUUUGACAUUUGGCUCUCUAGCUAACUCGACUCCGUAUCUAGGAGGAAUUCUUCUGGUGAUUGUUCUUGCAUGGCUAGGUGCUGCGAGAUCCCUGGACUCCCAGUUCUCUCCCUUGGCUAAGGAGCAGCUUGAGAAGGAGAAAUUGCUAAAAGAAAAAUCCAACACACCUUCCAUCAAGGCAACGAAAGAAGAAACUGAACAGUUGCUCGCCCUUGAAUCUGCAGAAGGCGGGAAUUCAUCCAAUGGGUCACCUUUGAAUCACAAAUCGAUUCCGGAAUCUGGGGCUACCUCAGAGACCUCCAGUAAGCAUGGUCAGUGAAAUUACCUUAUCAAGUAGCUAUAAAAGGUCGAAGGCCUGGGGUAAAUUAGAUCAGUGUUGCAUCAAAUACAAAUAACAUGGAGGCGGCAUUUGAGAAACUUCUCCCUGUCUGUUUCAGUAAGACUGCUGGCCUGUUCGACAUUUCGUUGGGUCAAGUAUUUGUUGGCAAAAUUAGCUCUUCGUAAAGCAUACCAAAUAGUUGGAUGCUUUUACGACAGCUACUUGCUAAAUUCUUACUCUUCUUAUUCUUAGUUUACAAUAUGUGCAAAUGUACCUUGUGUUUGUUUCUUAUCAACUGGGGCUAAUGCAAGUAUUCAAAUAAGGUUAACUACUUUGCAAAGAUUUAAGCCAA
Zingiber officinale is the source of this 2551-nucleotide messenger RNA. Its product is annotated as ADP,ATP carrier protein 2, chloroplastic-like. Gene Ontology annotation, molecular function: ATP:ADP antiporter activity. Bases 268 to 2199 code for a protein of 643 amino acids. The record is from RefSeq and is a predicted model, not a curated record. The transcript is spliced from 5 exons. Lineage: Eukaryota; Viridiplantae; Streptophyta; Magnoliopsida; Zingiberales; Zingiberaceae. Gene Ontology annotation, cellular component: membrane. Gene Ontology annotation, biological process: nucleotide transport.